AUGACGUCUGUGGAUAAUGUAGCUCAAAAGUUAGCAUCUUUACCUUUUUUGGGUUGUUGUGGUAUGGAUGUUGUAGGUCUUAGUGGUGGUUUGUUCAUAUGUUUUUUUUUAGCGUUUAGUUUAGUCCCUGUAUAUGCUUCACAAAAUGUAUAUCUAUGUAAGUUAGUGCAAGGAGAUGAAAUAAAACAUGUAAUGUUUGUGUAUGGCUCGCCUCAUAUUACUAAUCGCUUGGAGAUUUGGUACUUGAUUAGUAAUUUAAUGGACACAAUUUCAAAUGUGGUGAUUAUUGGGGACUUUAAUCAAGUGGAAUAUAGUUCGGACAAAUUAGGGGGUAAUUUCUCGAUUCCGGGACAAUGGGACUUUAUGAAGUGGAGGAUAGGUUUGGACUUGGUAGACGUUCCUUUUUCUGGUCCUCGUUAUAACUGGACUAAUAACAGAUUGGAUUCGGAUCCCAUUUUUGAACGUCUAGAUCGAGCCUAUCGCUUUUCCACUUGGUUUACUAAUUAUCCGGAUACUAAGCUUUUGCACCAGCCAAUCUUAUUUUCAGACCAUGCUGCUGUUAUCCUGUCAGAUUCUGCAGAUUCUGACUUCAGUAAACGUCCCUAUCGUGUAGAGAACUGGUGUUUGUCAGCUCCAGCUAUACACAACAUUAUAGCUUCUGUGUUUUCCUUGUUCUUUCCUGGAUCUCUCAUGUUUGCCUUAUCUCCUUCGCAAACUCUCUGCUCCCGUGCAGACCGGUGCUUGUUCAUCUCUACUAAGAAUGAGCGGAUUGCUGAAGCACAGGCAGCUUAUAUUUUCUGGCAGCAACGUGCUAAAACUAAGUGGGACGAUUUGGGAGAUUCACAUUCUCGCCUUUUGUUCUCUAAGUUCCAAUCUCGUAAACGAAAGAAUAAAAUUUUGGGUCUUCGAGACUCCACUGGUUGUUGGCAUCAGGAUACAGCUCAAAUCAAUUCAAUUACGCUACACUUUUAUAAAGAGUUGUAUUCAGCGUCUCCUGAAAUUUCUACCUCUGAUACAGAUUGGUGGGAUAGCCUUUGUCUUCCCUCUCUCUCCUCUACUCAGCGAGCAUUUCUUAUGGAACCUUUCACCUCGGAAGAGAUUCGAUCUGCUAUUUUUAGUAUUAAUGAUGGUAAAUCUCCUGGGCCUGAUGGCUUCCCGUCUACUUUUUUUAAAUCUUCAUGGCAGUUGGUUGGUCAAUCGGUAGUGGUAGCGGUUCAACAUUUCUUUGUUCAUGGUUAUAUGCUGAAGGACUGGAAUCGCACUUUUUUGACUUUACUACCAAAGGUGGAUAAUCUGGAAUUUAUUUCUCAAUUCCGUCCGAUUGGUCUUUGUAAUGUCAUCUAUAAGUGUGUGGCUAAAUGCCUUACAAGUCGGAUUCGACAAGUGUUACCCAGUUUGGUUGUGAAUUAUCAGAAUGCUUUUGUUCCAGGAAGACUUCUUUCGGAUAAUGCCCUGAUUGCGCACGAAGUUCUUUCUUUUAUGAACAAGUCCAAAGCUAAAAAGAAGUUUUUUGCUGCUCUUAAGUUGGAUAUGAACAAAGAUUAUGAUAGGGUCAAUUGGGAUUUUCUGUUUCGUUUGCUUCAGGCCUAUGGGUUUCCUCCUUAUUGGAUCCACAUUAUUCGUCAGUGCGUCUCAACGGUCUCCUAUCAAGUUUUGGUUAAUGGUAAUCCCCUACCGACUUUUUUCCCUCAGUGUGGUCUUCGACAGGGUGAUCCCCUGUCUUCCUACCUGUUUGUUCUAUGUAUGGAGGUUCUGUCGGCUAUGAUUCGAAGGGCUGAGCGGGCUUCUCUUCUUAAGGGUAUUUGUAUUCCUUGGAACGCUCCAACUAUUUCUCACCUGUUUUUCGCUGAUGAUUCUCUAUUAUUUUUGCAAGUUUCUCCUGAAGCUUGUGAAAAUCUUAUGACUCUUCUCUCGGAGUUUUGCUCAUUAUCGGGACAAGUGAUUAAUCUUCAGAAGUCCUUUGUUAAGUUUAGUCCUAACACUCCGACAGACUAUCGAGAUUUUCUUAGCCGGAGUUUGAAGCUUCAGUGUAAGUCUACUCUGGGUUCUUAUUUGGGUGUCCCGGUGGAGCUGGGUCGUAGUAAGGUUGCGGAUUUUGGUUUCUUGAUUGAUAAGGUAGUUCAGCGUUUGUCGGCUUUUGCUUCCCUUGGUCUUUCGUCUGCAGCUAAAUUAAUUAUCAUCAACUCUGUUUUGGUGGCUUCUUUUAAUCAUAUUCUCUCUAUUUUCAAAGUUCCCUUGUCUAUCUGUUCUAAAGUGGAUGGUCUGUUAGCUCGCUUCUGGUGGAGAUCGGAUCAUCGUUCUCGAGGGUUGGCUCUGCGCUCUUCUACCCUUUUGCAUCUUCCAAAAGGUCUGGGUGGAUUAGGAAUUCGUCAGCUUCAGUCUUUCAAUUCAGUUCUGUUGGCUAGACAAUGUUGGCGCAUUCACCAUAAUCCUCAGCUUCUUGUUUCAAGGACUCUCUCAGCUCGGUAUCCUUCUCUCCGUCUCUUUCAGACUAGGAGAAUUCCAGGAUCCUCUUGGGGUGUCAAGGCCUUUUACAGGGUUUCUCUCCUACGCCAUGCUGUUACGUCAUCUCGACUACUCUUCCAAGGGUUCUGGCUUAACUUCUUCAUGGUGGAAGGCUUUCUGGGGUUUGCCGCUUUUGCCAAAGUUACAAUUAUUCUGUUGGAAGCUCCUUCAAAAUGCGCUUCCCCUAAUGGUAUUCUGCAACAGCGAGGGAUCCCAGUAGAGGCUACUUGUGUUCUUUGUCGUGGUUCUUAUGAGUCUGUUGCUCAUCUGUUUCGAGACUGCUCUUUUGUUUCGGAUAUCUGGACGUCUGUUCCUCUGCUUUCGUCUCUUGUCAUUCGUCGGGACGUUCAUUUUCAUGACUGGGUUUCUCGAUGUUCUGCGGUCGAUGAUUUUAGGGCCUCUGCUCGUCUUACUGGGGUUGCCUCUGGUGCUAUCAGGCAACUUCCUCUCUCGUCAUGUUAUCUUAUGGGAUCUUCAGAUUCUUCCGCUGAUGUCUUUCUUUUGAUCGAUGGUGCUUACAACUCCCGUGAUAAUACUACAAGGGCUGGUUGGAUUUUUAGAUCUCCACAUUCUGCUACUGUUCUUGAAGGGGGUUCUAGAGCAUUCCUUUCUUCUUCGGCCUUUCAGUCAGAGUUGCAGGCUUGUUUCUGGGCUUUACAGGCAGCAGAUCAUCGUGCUUUUCAACACUUGCUGAUUUAUACGGAUUGCUCGUCUUUGUUAUCUUUCCUCGGUAAUGAUGGGUGUCGGGAUAUUUCUUGUUUGUGGCUGUUGCAAGAUAUCAGGAAUUUAGUCUCUCGGUUUUCGUCUUGUGUUGUUCAGAAGGUUCCUCGACAGUGGGUAGCUCCUGCUCAUUGGUUGGCAACUCAAGCGCGUCAGCGUCAUCUGUUGUUGUGGUCUUUCUAG
This is a messenger RNA of Chenopodium quinoa (quinoa), 3408 nucleotides long. RefSeq lists its product as uncharacterized. The transcript is spliced from 4 exons. Gene Ontology annotation, molecular function: RNA-DNA hybrid ribonuclease activity; nucleic acid binding. The record is from RefSeq and is a predicted model, not a curated record. Lineage: Eukaryota; Viridiplantae; Streptophyta; Magnoliopsida; Caryophyllales; Amaranthaceae. The coding region runs from base 1 to 3408 and encodes 1135 amino acids.